This is a messenger RNA of Scomber japonicus (chub mackerel), 2196 nucleotides long. Its product is annotated as glycerol-3-phosphate dehydrogenase [NAD(+)], cytoplasmic. Gene Ontology annotation, molecular function: NAD binding; glycerol-3-phosphate dehydrogenase [NAD(P)+] activity; protein homodimerization activity. The record is from RefSeq and is a predicted model, not a curated record. Gene Ontology annotation, cellular component: glycerol-3-phosphate dehydrogenase (FAD) complex; cytosol. The transcript is spliced from 8 exons. NCBI's taxonomy places the organism in Eukaryota, Metazoa, Chordata, Actinopteri, Scombriformes, Scombridae. Gene Ontology annotation, biological process: glycerol-3-phosphate catabolic process; carbohydrate metabolic process. The coding region runs from base 147 to 1202 and encodes 351 amino acids.
GACAGGCCAAUAAAAUCAGAGGGCUUGCUUUGCAGCUGCGUCUGAGCGUUGCAUAACCCCACUGCAGGUCCACACACGGCGGCAGUCAUUCAGUCAGUGCAGCUUCAAACCCCCCCUCACUUCAUUGCUUUUAUUACCUCUUCACCAUGGCAGCUGCGAAGAAAGUCUGCAUCAUCGGCUCUGGAAAUUGGGGUUCUGCCAUCGCCAAGAUAGUGGGUGCCAAUGCUGCUCAGAAUCCAAAAUUUGAUGACACUGUAAAAAUGUGGGUGUUUGAGGAGAUGGUGAACGGGCGCAAACUGACUGAAGUAAUCAACACUGAACAUGAAAAUGUGAAGUACCUUCCUGGGCGCAAGCUACCAGAAAAUGUGCUGGCGGUCCCAGACCUGGUGGAAGCAUCCAGUGAUGCAGACAUUUUGGUGUUUGUGAUCCCGCACCAGUUUAUUGGGAAAGUGUGUGAUACCAUUAAGGGCAAGAUAAAGGCUGACGCACUGGGGAUUUCUCUCAUUAAGGGUGUUGACGAGGGGCCCGAUGGACUUAAACUUAUCUCUGACGUGAUCCAGGAGAAGCUCGGUCUCACCAUGAGUGUGCUGAUGGGGGCCAACAUUGCCAAUGAGGUUGCUGACGAAAAGUUUUGUGAAACCACAAUUGGAUGUAAGAAUAAAAAUCACGGGGCUCUCCUGAAGGAACUCAUGCAGACCAACAACUUCCGAGUUACUGUAGUGGAGGAGUAUGAUGUAGUGGAGAUCUGUGGAGCCCUGAAGAACAUUGUUGCGGUUGGGGCAGGUUUCUGUGACGGACUGGGCUUCGGGGACAACACUAAGGCAGCAGUGAUCAGGUUGGGCCUGAUGGAGAUGAUCGCCUUUGCCCGCAUUUUCUGCACAGCCGGGCCUGUGUCCUCUGCAACCUUCUUGGAGAGCUGCGGUGUGGCCGACCUCAUCACAACCUGCUACGGCGGCCGCAAUCGCAAAGUAGCCGAAGCUUUUGUGAAGACAGGGAAGACCAUUGAAGACCUGGAGAAAGAGAUGCUGAAUGGUCAGAAGCUGCAGGGACCAGCAACAGCAGCUGAGGUCCAUCUCAUCCUUAAGCACAAAAACCUAAUUGACAAGUUCCCACUGUUCAAUGCAGUGUAUAAGAUCUGCUUCCAGGGCCAUCCAGUCACAGAGUUUAUCAGCUGUUUGCAGAACCAUCCAGAGCACAUGUAAAAAAGGAAAAAAACAACUCAGUGCCUUUUUAAAUGGAGAGAAUUACCACUUUUACACCUGUUACCUGUCAGAAAUAGACAGGUGAUGACCAGCCACUCCACAGCUGUCAUGCUACAAAAAUGGCUCCAGCCAGUGAGUGAGAAGACAUUGCAUGACAUUUGUGUGUGUGUGAGAUCAGCUCUAGUUCAACCACUUUGUCCUUAAUUAUCAGUUUCUAACAUCAUUUUAAGUGCUUUCUUUCAUUUCCUAACGUAUGCUAAAACUUCAAGGAUAAUUGUUGAGGUUUCUCUCACAAGAUGAUCCAAUAGGUCUUUUUUCACCUGAGAGGGUUUUCUUUUACAUUUUAAGCUAGAUGAAAUCAGUCUGCAUGAUGUCACUUGAAAGACAGCCACCAAAUCAGAACAGAAACAAAGAAAUCCAGACUUCAUUGGAUAGAAAAAAUAUCAUAAUUCCAUUUUUUUUUAAGAUGUUUGAUUUGAUUCCUGUCUUGACGGACCUCUUACAAACAUGGUACGGUGUUUAUAUGGCACUUGAUCAUGCAUUCAGAUUUUCACAACCACUCAGGGAAAAGACCUAUUGACAGCCUUCAGUAUGGGGAAUUAUCCUUAUCUAACAUUGAUGUUGCUGCCCAGUGAAUGCCUGUCCAUCAGCAAGUUAUUUAAUUAUAGAUGUAAUACCUCACCUUGUUAUGUCUCUGUAUGCUGUCUUGCAUAAGUCAUUAUGAUAUUUCCUGUCUAGUACUGUAUAUUAACAUGAAGUCAAUCGCACAGCAACUGUUUUUAACAAACAAUGCAAGUGCCUUAGUACGCGCAGUUGCAAAAGUCUUGGCCGUCUUUUUUUUUUGUCAAACCAAAGACUUACCUCCUUUUUAUAAUUUCCGUCCACUAUGCCAUUUGUUCCUGUGAUCCUGCCUGAUUUUGUUCACUCAGUUAUGGCUAAUGUGUGUUGGAAAUUAUGUCAAGAUUUGUCUGUGAAUAAAUUAACAAUCAUCAAA